This is a messenger RNA of Bursaphelenchus xylophilus (pine wood nematode), 14889 nucleotides long. The record is from the annotation of a GenBank genome assembly. NCBI's taxonomy places the organism in Eukaryota, Metazoa, Nematoda, Chromadorea, Rhabditida, Aphelenchoididae.
AUGAUAUUGACUACUUCUAAAAUUGGUCAUUUUGUAAUUUUCCUUACAUUUAUCUACCUCAAUGGCCGUAGCGUUGCUGAUCUGCCCCUUCAAUGCAUUCCAAUUGAAGAAAAUGACUUCAAAGAGUACUAUGAGAUGCAUGGGAGUGACUCAAAUCGGCUGAUUUAUAGAGCUAGUGAGUUGUAAAAUACGGAGGGAAUCAAUUCGUGAUCAUAAACCUUGUUUUAGAUAUCAACAAAAGUGUGGAUGACACUUUUACCGACAAUCAUUUGAUUGGUAGGUUUUUUGAAAAUUUGAUUUUUAUAAGACUGGCUCUGAUUUACACUGAAGUUUUCAAAGAUGCAUGUGAAAACGUUAGGUUGCACAAACUGACAAGAUUUAUAGAGCAAAAUAAAAAAUUUUGAAGACCUUUCACAUAGAAAUUUUCGUUGUUUCUGCAAAGCGCGAGCUUAGGUAUCUCGAACAUAACCAACUGUCGGGAAAACAAUGUGGAUUCGUCACGCUUUGAAAUCGCCCAUUUGCGCGCUGCGACGCCAGCCGCGGAUGGAGAUUUGGUUCGCGACACGACAAGGAGAGACGUUUUUUUUACGACAAUCCACAUUAUUUUCCCGACAGUUGGUUAUGUUCGAGAUACCUAAGCUCGCGCCUUGCAGAAACAACGAAAAUUUCCAUGUGAAAGGUCUUCAAAAUUUUUUAUUUUGCUCUAAAUCUUGUCAGUUUGUGCAGCCUAAAGUUUUCACAUGCAUCUUUGGAAACUCCAUUCUACAUCAGAGCCAGUCUUAUCAAAAUAAAAUUUUCAAAACUACCAAUCAAAUGACUUUCCAGGCGUAAAAUUCUACCGGAUCAUCGUGGAUGAUCAAUCGCCGGACAACGUCGCGCUGGUCGCCAAUUACACUGACCAUCUGCGGUUUUACAAUCUUGAUAAAGCAGAUGAGUAAGCCAAUUUUUGAUGUCUUAUUCAGCUCUGACAACGCGUUUUAGAUACAUCCGCCGAGACGAUGUUAACAUCUCUUUGGAUCGAAUCUUCACCUACAAACAUUACAUUUUCUACUCACCCUCGGGGUUUAUUUUACUCAAUCAAUCUCAUGUGGAUGAAGAUAUGACUGAAGCGAAUUUGAAAUUGAAUCUAACGGAAGAUGAGUUGGCCGAGAUCAAAGUCAAAUGCUGGGUAAGGAGGAGAGGUUGUGUUAUAGGGGACCUCAGACCUCAGUUUUCACUUUAAAAAUUUGCUAUUUCGUAGACAAAAAUUAAUGUCGCUUAAAAAUACAUAUUCCAAAAACGAGGUCUCUGCGCCGCCUCCGCCGAAAGUUAUAGCCUCCCACUUUGCUUCACGUUUCUUGCAAGACCCUGUAUUUGCGACUCAAGCAAAAAUCAAGGAAAAAGUUCCUUAUUUUGGCCACAACAAAGAUACUCCGCGAACUGCGCCCAAGCUUGGGCACUAAAGUUAGGAAAAAACGCUUCGACCUAGCUGGCACUGAAUUACUAUAAUAGCUCUAUAGUUUUAAGAGUACCUACGAAGGCUGUGACGACUCAUUUAGUUCCAUACGGAGGCAAUAAGUUUAGUUCCGGACAUGUUUCAUCGUAUAAAGUGUAAAAUCGCAGGCUGCAGCCGUUUUUGAAGGGUAAGGUGGCACGUAAAAAAGAAGGUACCUCACUAACUAAAUCCACUGUCCGGGCAUUGACAACGAUAAAUUGAGCGUUCACGCUAAAUUUGGGCUAAUUCCGAGCAGUUUCCGCAAAGUUAUAAGUUGUGGCCAAAAUAAGGAACUUUUACCAAAAUCAAACCUUUUGUAGAACCCGAAUAGCAAGUGCAUAACGGAAGAAGGCCGAUUGGUGGAGACGAAAAUGAAUAAUAGUUUCGUCAUGUACAGUGCUGAAGGCAUUCAGAUCCGAGGGUAAGUCACAAAAAAAUUUCAACUUUUUUCCUUCGACUAGUUUUGGGGUGAGGUUUACCCGCCUCUCCCCUCCACCCUAGCUGCGCCCUGGGCGUAUUUUACACGUGCAAGUUUUCAGAGUUGCCAGCUCGAACAAAUUCUUCAUCCACGACAAGGUCUCACACAAAAAUUUCUGCUUUCCUGAUGAUCUCAAAACGCACCGAGACUGCGAUGAAAGUGAGGUAAGGAACUUGGAGUGAAUUUUACAAUAGAAUUUUUAGAGUAAAUUGGAUAUUGUUUCCAUUUUCGGCAAAAAUCGCUUUUAAAAAAUAAAAUAAAAAAAGAAAAAAUAAAAAAAUAAAGUAAAACGUAAAAUAAGAUAAAACAAAAUAAAUGAAAAAAUAAAAAAAUAAAAUAAUAAUAAAUUAAAAUAAAAUAAAAAAUAAAAUAAAAGAAAUCAAAAUAAAAUUAAAAAAAGAAACAUAAACAAAUCAAAAAAAAUAAAGUGAAAAAUUGAAUAAAUAAAACAAAAUAAAGGAAAAAAUAAAAAAUAAAAAUAAAAUAAUAAUAAUAAUAAAUUAAAAUAAAAGAAAUAAAAUAAAUAAAAUUAAAAAAGAAAAAAAUAAAAAAAAUGUAUAGAACAGUAAUAUUUGAAUUCUUAACACUGAUAACACUUUUUCAGAAAUUCCAAGAAGUUGACAGCCGCUUUCCAUUGAUUCGAAAGGAUUCACCAUUUUUGAAAAGGCGAUUAGCCUUUAUCAAUGUGCCUUAUCCACGAGUUCAACGGAAAUUGGGAGGAUGCCAGAAAAAAAUAAAUCCAAAUAUAGACAAAAAAGACCCGAAAAAAUUGAUUUUAGAGAGCAAAACCAGUAAAAAGGUCGAAUAAAUAAAUUAAAUAUUUUUGAAAAGUUUUAAUUUUUUUUGAAAAUAAAAAUGAAAUAGUUUUUUUUAAAAUAUAUUUUACAAAAAAUAUAUUAAUUUUUUGAAAAAAUUAUUUAUUUUUCCGGGUUCUUUAAAAAAUGUUUUAUUUUCUGGAAAUUUUGAUUUUUUCAUUUUGAAAAAAAUAUUUUUUUUUUGAUUUCAAAAUUUUUUCCAGUGUUCUUUUUUAUUUUACAAUCGCCAUUCCAGAAAAAUUUUUUCAAAGGUCGUUUGAAACUCCUACCGAGUAAGGUCAGGCAAGGUCGAUGGCUCUCUUCGGAAUUGUUUUACCUUUUUCACACUAAUUUGUUCGAACAUGUUUUUUGUUUGAAACUCUUGCAAUAUAUUUACACCCACAUCGAUUAUAGGAAAAUGGAAGCUCUAAGCUUGAAAAUAGAAAUGUGGUCGAAGACAAUCGAAUUUUAAUGGCAUAAAACAAGAUAGCUGAAGAUCGAUUUAGAUGAUUUCUUCCACAAUAAAAGUAUUUUUAAUAUACUAGAUGUGAAAAUACGUUUUAUAUAUACACAAAUACCGCAUUGAUUACGAGAUGUAACGUAUUGUUUUAUUACCACAAUUAACCAUAAAUUUUAAAAACAAAAAAUUACCAACCGUUGCCUAAAAUACAGUACAUCAAAAAAUAUUUAUUAAUUUAAAAUAUUUUUAUAAAUAAAAUAUUUAUAAAUUAAACUAUUUAUAUUUUUUUUAAAAAAUCUUAAAUAUUUAGUUUAAAAAAAUAUACAGAGUGUUCAUUAUUUUUUCGACAGACUAAUAAAUAAAAAAUAAAUUUUAAUUUCCCCCUUUUAUUUUUAACCCCUUUGUCCUUCAAAUUCUUCAAAGAUCAUUUUUAUUUUUGUCCAGGUGUUUUAAAGAGACGAAUCUCUGGCCAAACGGCUCAAAAUAAACGGCUGUCAAAUGGACUUUGUUUUCUAUUUUUAUUGAAUUUGGUCUGAAAACCUUAUUCAUUUUGUUCUUUGCGCAAAAUAUUUUGAUAUAUGUCGUGCCGAUUGUGAGCGGCCGAGCAACAUUUUCACUAUGUUACAGUAACCCAAUCGCCAAAAUUUCGAUCCCAAUAUGCCAAAAUCUAUACAGUGGGGUACCUGAUCCAGUGGCAAAAAAGUACCAUUUUGCAUCCGGGAAGUAUAAAAAAUGUGGCAAAAUGCUUCCCUCUCCAAGUGAAAAAACUCUGAUUUCAAGAGCGCGCCCGCUCUUUUUGUAAUUUUUACUUGGAGAGGGAAGCAUUUUGCCACAUUUUUGAUGCUUCCCGAAUGCAAAAUAGUACGUUUUUUGCCACUGGAUCGGCUCCAUCAUUGUACACUACCGAUUUUAACCAUUAACGAUGCAUACUUUCAGAGUAAUACCCAAUUACUUUAGUGACUGGACAAUUGGGCAAAAAUGUCUCACUAGUAUGCUAGUGGGGCGUGCUUCCCGCCAUAUUAAAACAAUAAUCUCAAAAUUGACUUUUUUCUUUAGCCACGGCUGAUUGCGGCUCAGAAAUUGUGCCAUGUUUCAUAAAAUAAAUAUGAGCGUCAUACUUGUGGCACUUUCCCUGCACCAUUUGAAACUCAUAUUCGGAAUGAGGAGAAUUAUUUUUCUAAUUACAUAUUCCCCUCCGGUUUCCUCACCUCCUGGCCUUAUUAUCCGCUUCUCACUUGCUGCCUCUUUUCCUCUGCCGUCCGGCUUCCAUUGCGUGGUCGUUGCUCGCGAAAGGAAGUGACAACCCGGCCUUCGCCGUCAUCUUGAGUGUGUGAGGACUAAUUUGGCAAGUGUUUCGAGUUUCAUUUCGGCAAAGGAAGGUGCUUGUUUUUGGGGAAGUAAAAGUGGAAUUGCUCUCUUAGCGGGUAAGAUACGAGGAAUUUUCUUCAAAACCCAUAAUUUUCCUAACAAGCGAAGUACUCUAUGUGCGGCGUUCAGAUUUUAAGGUGAUUUGGUGGAAAUAUAGAAUAAUUUUUUAGGAUAUUUAUGAACCUCCAAGCUCGCGCUUUGCAAAAACGACCGGGAUUUUUGUUUCGAAGGUUGGAGAAAAUGUGACAGAUUUUUCUGCGGAUUUUGGUACACAAGGUUCCACACCUAUUUCUACUCCCUCGGCGUCAAAAAUCGUUGAACGCCGCGGCUUUGUAAGGAAAGCGCGUGUUAGAAUCUUCGGGAGCAGAACUUGAGGUAUUCCCUAUCUGUAUGCAGAAUUUAGAGAAAAUCGAGCGUGGCACUUGAAUGAAUAAUUUUUUAUAAGAUAUCUCGGCUCUUCCUGCAUAGUACAUGCUGAAAAUUUACUAUUAUUUUGUUUAUGUCUUUCCACGUACAAGGUUUGACAGAAAUCGGAGCCUUCUCUUUGAGGUACCACUUCGUUAAAAAUGACUGUUGUUUUAUAUACGUGUUUUUGGCGUUUUUGUCGUAUAGCAUCUCGUCGCUCUUUGCAAGUAAAAAACGAAAUUUUCUGGAGUUGACAUGUGUCAUAUGCAAAAUUAUUAGUAUCCACAAUUUUGUGAAAAGCGGAGAGUCGCACGUAGGUUGCCACUCUUUUUCGUGAAAUUGACUGUUCCUAGACUUUUUUCACCAUUUUAAUAUUGUCGAUAGAUCAAGAGUUUACUGAUAUUUGGUCUCGCAAUGACGUCAGCCAAUUGUUUCAAUUUUUCUCUCGCGUCAUAUAUGUGAUUAAAAUACAUUUUUAUCAAUUGCUCUCUUCCGCUAGCAAUUCCCUGCACUCCUUACGCAAGUUAGGUGUGUCUUCUGGAAAUGAAAUUAUUCUUUUCGUGAUAAUCGCCUCUAUUUUUGUAUGCUUAUUAACAAAACGUCUUCCAGCAGAAUAUGUAAAUUUGACAAAGCAGUAGAACAAAAGGCCAGCUUUCAGAAAAUAUCAAUAUUAAAAGGAACCCCGCAGUAUAAACUCAAAAAACUCAAUGACAAUUAAUUUGCCAGUUCCAUGUGGAAAAAUUGAUUUUUCGUGAAAACGCUACGCUCUAUGUACAGCAGAAAUAGGCGUGUAACUUUUCAUUCCAAAAAUUCGCAAAAACUGUUAUUUUUUACCAACUCUUGUUCUAAAGAUCUCGGUCAUUUCUGCAAAUCGCAUGCUAGGAUUCUCACAUAUGUCUUAGAAAAAAUUAGUUAAAAUUUGUGCCAAGUUUCAUCACAGUCUGAGCGUCGCACUUGGGGUGCUUCCGCUGUAAGAUUGUAAUUACAGGCGUAUUUUAGCUCCUAUUUUUCAAAUAUUAUCUCUAAUGUCGUCCCUUCUUGACUCUUUUUGAUAUUUUCUUCCUUUUCCCUCCAAAAAUUGUGAGAUCGUAAUGUUCUACCGAAUACCUGGAAGAAAGCUCUCCAGUUCCGCCAAAAUUCUAAUUUCUUUAAUUUCCUUGUAUUACACGCCUCGGAAAUGUCUCCAAAAUGGCUCGAAAACAAGCCAGAGAAACGGAGAGUUCAAAAGAGGUCGUUAAAAAUUGCCAAGACCAGUUAUAGCAGGCGAAAAAGUGCUCUAAACACUUCUGAGACGGUUAAGGAGACAUAAAGAGAAGGAACGGACAGUGCAAAUUUGAGAGCCCGAGAGAAUUUCAUUAAAACGGAGGGCGACGAGAUUUUUUAUGGACGUUUUUUUCUCCGCUUCUCUCUCAAGGACAAAAGAAGCAGGGAGAGUCAUUCUUGAGCCCUUCUCCUUUGUCGACUGCGCCCUGCGGGCAGCCCGAGAAGGGACGGAGUUUUUGUCACCCGCGGGUCGUUGCAAUGGGUCGCGGAUGAGAAGAGAGGGCCGCGGCCUGCGCGAGGGGCCUUCCUUUGUGCUCUAUCUCUUUUUCAUGUACUUUUCGCCAAAGCACUGGACCCAAAGAGAACGAAGGCCCUCCCCAUCACUAGUCCAGAAAACCGGUAAUCAGUCUGUCGGGAAAAUAAUGACCACUCGGUAGCAUCGAAAAUCGCAUCGCCGCCAACAAAAUGAGCUAUGCCGCAGCAACAUCAAAUUUCUUUUCACUUCAGCUAUUGCACCCAUUAUUUUCCCGACAGACUAGAGAAGAAUAACAGUAAGGGUUGCAGCGACAAUGGCAAAGUUUAUCCGCUUACAGUUAGGCUUUAUGGGCCUUGCAGUCUCCACAACAACUCUCAAAACAUACUCUCUGCAGAUCAAAUUGAAUUGCCCUUUUGUGAGCCCUGCUUGACCAGAUUUGUCAACAACAUACUGUCGGUUCGCCUCUCAGCUAGCUGAUUGAAAGCUUCAGCGUUAUUAGGUCACUGGUCCGGCCCCUUCCUCUCCUUCCCAUUCAAGAUGAUCCGCCGGACCUGGGCCACUGCCCUGUCCAUCUUCUCUAUUCUGAUUAAUCUUUGCCUGAGGUCUCUUGACUGCCCGCGGACAUUCUGUACUCUCUCCACUGUUCUUUUCCUUGACGCCAGUGUCUCCGUUCCCCGCUUUAGACCCUCAUCCAAAGCCCACCGGCCGGCCGCGGCUUUCUCUCUUCAGCCCUCUUGGCAGCCCGGCCACUGAGUUCUCUUCAGCCCCUUUCCCAGCCCGGCCGCUUCCCUGUCAUUUCUCUCCUCUUCCCGGAUCCCUUUCCCUACCAUCUCCGUUCGUUGUCAAGAAGUCCCCCAAACGGAGCGGGAACAACGCUCUCUCUUCCUCUUCGUUGGUCGGCCGCUUCCUUCUCUAGGGCCCUCUUGCCAGCCCCAUCGCGGCUAUCUCAUGUCAGCCCUCUUACCAGCCCCGCCAGCGUCUUUUCUUCAGCUUCCUCUCAGCCCUAUCCGUUCCCAGCCCGGACGUUUCCCUCUCUGCAGCCCUCUUUGGAGCCCGGCCGCUUCCUGGUCCGAAAGAGCUUCCCAUCCGGGUCUUUUUCUCUCUCCUUCCGAUGUCAAAAAGUCCCCUCUCAUUCAAUCCCUUUUAGCCGGCUGCUGCCCUCUCGUCAGCCCUCUACCUAGCCCGGCCGCUGCUUUCCCUACGAUCCCCUUUCCAGCCCGGCCGCUUCCCGGUCUGUUCUCUCCUGUUCCCGGUCCGCGACAUUCUCCCCUUCCUCUUCCAUCUUCUUCCGCUGUCAAGAAGUCCCCUUCGACGCGGAGGGAACAGUCCCCGAAGAGGGCGUGGCCAAUCCCAGUGUCCUUUCGCGUUCGCACGUUCAUCGCCGUCCCGGACUUCGUUUCUUCCUCUUCUCAUUCCCUCCGUUUCCCCACCCUUUCGGACGACGCCGUGGGACGGCUGAAAACCGCCGGUGCGAUGGACAUUUGGCGCGCGAAAAAAGCGAGACCAACGAUUGUGCGGGGUCGUGCGACGCCGUUCCGCGAACCAUUCUCGUCGAAGAGAAUGGGCGGAUUUCGGCGGGCUGCGCAAGUCAUGGAAGGCCAUCUUAUUUAUUCGUGUUUAUUCAGCCGCAAUAUUUCGGGGCGAGAUGAAAUUGUAUAUGCAUGCGGAUGGCCACGGUGGAAGGUACUCGGGGAAGCAGGGAGAAGAUGGUGAACAUUAGUGUAGAGGAGGGUUCUGGGGAUGUUUCAGAACCGGUUGAGAUGUAGCGGCUAUACGGCCAGAGGGUCUGUGUGGUGAUUUGAAAAGUUUGAGUUUUUUACGACUAUUGAUGGUGUUCUUUAUGGUAUUGUAAAAGUGGUACCCCAACUUCGUACCGUCAGAUCCUAAUAAAACUUGGCACACUUAUAGAAUAGGGUUUUUUAUUAGAUAUAAGAGGUAUUCAGCAUGUGUCUUUCAAAGGAUAUCGAGAUUUUUUGGAUCAAUAUGUCGCAAAAGUCAUCAUUUUUUAUUUUUCGACAUUUUCUCGAUAAAAAUAGCAUUUUUUUGAUAUCUAAAGAACAAAAUCGACAUCAAAAUAAUAUUUUACAACGAAAAGUCGGCUAGGAAAAGACAUAAGAAGCUUUUUUCUUUGUUCUCUCUUCUCAUUUUCCAUAAUCUCUCAUUUUUAAAGAUGGUUGAAUAUCUCGACUGUCCUUGCAACGAGUCAUCUAAAAUUUUCACCACUAUAAAUAUAGCCUAUGAGAAAUACCUCUGCAAAAUUUAAAGGAAAUCGAACAAACCAUCGCUGCGAAAAAAUGAGAUUUUUUGUUAAAAAGUUAUCAAAAGAGACUCCUUUUAUUUUUUUCCGCAAAACCCGUUUUAUGACGGGUUUACAACCGUUUUUUCCACAACUAUUAAACAUAUUAUCCCUGUUUUCAUGACGCCGCGGUGCAUACACCUUGUUUGCUCUGACCAUUUCUUCCUUGUUUAUUGUUUUGUAGUCUAAAGGGCGCCCCCAAAAAAGCCGCUCAAAGACCGCAUUAAGGUUUACGAGACAUAAAAAUGCGUGGAGGAAUUCAAUCUGGCCAAGGAUUUUGUUUCCUAUAUUUUCGGCUUGCUUUUUUGCCUUUUUUGGAAAUGAAAAGGAAUGGCUUAGGCUGUGAUGCACUUUUUUGGUUUUAAAGGUCAAAUAAAGUAAAAAUAUGGCUUUAUUAUAAACAAAAAUCUGCACAGACUAUGUAAAUAAGACGCACAUCAAUCGCUGAAAAUUUUACCCCAUUUUUUUAUCGACAACCAAGAUUUUUAACUAUUUUUUGGCGGAAAGGAAGGAAAAAUGAUGAGAAAACGUGUGAAAAAUGUUUUUGCCAUAACUUUUGGAAUUCUCUUGGGAAAAAAUUGAUUUUCUCCAAGAAUAUUGUCUACGCCAUUCUUCAUAAAGCACUAAACUUUCAGACCGAAACUUGAAUUUUUUUUUGAUUUUUUCUAUUUUUGGGCAAAAAAUUUUGUUUUUUGGCAAAACACAAAGUAAAAAUUUCUCAUACAUCUUGAAAAAUUGUCGUCAACUUUUGGCAAAAUUUUCUUGCAAUCCGACAUCUUCAUUACAGAAAAAAUUGAAUUUUUCACUUCAAAAAAUUUUUUCGCAAAAAUAUUUUUUCUAGAAAAUUUCUUUACCUUUCUCACUUUUCCAUCGCCUUUUCGCUAUUUUAGCGCCCUCGCAAAGAUUUGGCGGGCAUUUUUUAUUUCCAAACCCGUCAUUGCGCAGUUCCACCUUUAAGGUGAGUGGGCGGGGCUGACCAAAGACCGAGGGAAUCGGGGAAAAAAGAAGGGCCAGUAGUCUGAAUGGCCUUCGUUUAGAUGGCGGCUUCUUUUCCCAGGAUUUUUUUUAGCAAAGGGUUUUGUUUCUCAAUUUCCCGCCAUUUUGCCAAGUUUUUUUGGGUUGGGUAAUUUCAGGGUGGUAUUGAAAGUAAAACCCGUGAAACCGUUGGUUAUUGAGAGGUUACAGACAAGUUAUCCUCAUGAUAAACGGCGUUAACGUGGUUUCUGUGGCAUUUCAUGCUUAUUAGGGCGCAAAAAGACAUCAAUUUUACAUGUACAAGGUAUUGCUGACCUUGAAAAGAAAUGACUUUAAUACUUGACGGGAUCGGGCAAAUCGACCGUUUCUGGCAGCAAGCUUAAGCUUGGUACAUGGAGCGUGUGGCUGUAUAGAAUCUAGGCCUCUGUUUAACGAAUUUCCGCUGUAACGGACGAUUUUUUGGAGUAUCUCCAAGGCUUGUUGCUUUUGGAAAUUUUGAUAUCUAACUUAAUAUUGGAGCUAAACCAACGCUUUGAACGUCAGUAUUUUGGCUUCAGGGCAAUGCUAAUGGCCCUCAAGGUCAAGAGAGAAGGCGACUUUGUUGGCUUUGUUUACAGUUGGAGAUUACUGGCACUUUUUCCCAAGGUAUCAUUUACGUCAUCACUUUGUCACUUUUUGGUCUCUAAAGUAAGUUUAGAGCUAUAGUUGGGUUGGAAAUGCCAUUUUUACUAUUUUCGAUUGCAUAUUGCAACCCAGCAACUGCAGUAUCUGGGUCAGCAACAUUUGGUUUUUAAGAUAUUCGGCUAUUUUCCUUCCCGCUCAACUGUUCCUACUGCAAUAUAAAAAAUUUUCCGAAAGUAACCUUUCUUUAGUCCCUCAAACCCUUCGCGAAAAAAGUAGAGGCCACACAAGUGUCUUGAACGACCUUUGAAGGUCAAUUGACUGCGGCGACAAAAGGGGCGAUAAUUGCACGGUGCGCAUUCCGCCUUCUCGAAAUCACGCGGGAUCCGAUUCAUCGGGUUUGUAGGGAUUUUGAAUAGGUUUAGAAGUGCAAAUAGAGUCUUAUUCUCCUGUAGUUGAACUCAGGAUCAAGUUAUGUUGCGAGAUUUUGAAGAAAUUUGAAAUUUUUUAUUUUUAAAAAACAGGAUUUUUUGAAUUUUUUCGUGGUUAAUUCAACUGUAAAAGCUAGUAUUGUGUAUUUGACCCAACUAAUUUUAUUUUUCCCAAAAAAUUGCAAAACUUGUUGAAAAUUCAAAAAAAUUAUAUUACCCAUGACAACUGGCCCGAAAUUUGCCUCAAAAAAGGUCUUUUGAUCAUGUCAAUUCAAUUUCUUUUAUGAUCCCCACGUCCUUUGGGCCCAAACAGAUGAAGAUUUUUAUGUGAUUCACUUGUUUUGCCACAUGAUCUUCACAAUGAAUUUGAAAUCAGCUGUGGCCCGAAAAAAUCGGCGGUUUCCUGUUUGAAAACAGAUUUUUUUUGGUGGGUUUGAGGACUAGCUAUUGCCAGCUGCCUAGUUCAUGAAUUUGAGGUAGCUGUCAAGGUAUUGAAUGGCUUUUAAAUCAGUUUUUUUCGGGGGAUAUUUUGAGAUUUUCAUGGUUUUUGACGAUUUUUUGGCUGAAAAUCGCAAAUUUUAAGGAAAAAAUCAAAAAUUUCUGACGUAAUGUCAGAGAGAAUGGGGUAAAUUAUCUUUUGUAUUUAAAAACCCGUCUAUUCCAGGCUAUUUUUAGUCAUCAAAAACAAGAUUUUCCCCCAAAACCCCUAUAUUUCUCUCAAUUUUUUUCUUUUUCUAUUUUUUUCCGUUAUAAAAGUCAGAGAGGCCCAUAAAAAAUUUUGGAAAUCCACCGAAAGACAGAUUUAUAUUUAUCACAUCCCCUCGGGCAAUUGGGCGUUCUCGAAACUUCCGCGUGGAACGCUUUUUUUUAUCAGACAAACAAAUUAGUCGGGGGUCGCCAAAAUUCUCGUCAUUAUCGCGCAAAAUUGUUGACAAUAACAAGUUUAUUGGUUGUUGGAAACAUUGAGAUGAUAAUAAAAAAAAUAAUUUUGUUGUAAUUGUUUUGACUGAUAAACUUUUGUUGAAGGCCGCACUGUGCGGUGAGAUUUUUAGUCUAAAAAUCACAGUGCAAGAUAAAAAAAAUUCUUUUUGCACUGUGCAGAAAUGAUUUUUUUUUGUCGCACCGACGAUUUUUUCAAUUUUUUUUAUUGCACCGUGCAGUUUUCCAUGAUUUUUGUCUCCUCGCACUGUGCAAGCAUCACAAAAAAUUUUUCCGCACUGUGCGAUGUCAAUUUUCGGAAUGAAAUUGUCUACGCACGGUGCAGUUUUUAAAAAUUUCUUUAGACUGCACUGUGCAAAAGUCAAAUUCGUUUUCCGCACCGUGCACUCAACGAAAAAUUUGCAUUGCACCGUGCGAUGUUAUUUUCGAUUUGAAAAUGUCUUUGCACUGUGCAUAAAUAUUUUUUCUCCCUGCACUGUGCAAAAAUCAAAUUUUCUUUUCCGCACCGUGCACUCAGCGAAAAAUUUCUCUCUGCACCGUGCGAUGCCAUUUUCGGGUUGAAAUUGUCUUUGCACUGUGCAAUUUUCAAAAAAUUUUUAUUGACUGCCCUGUGCAAAAAUCAAUUUUCUUCUGCACCGUACGGUAAGAAAAAAAUUUUGCUGCACCGUGCGACGUCAUUUUCGGUUUGAAAUUGCCGUUGCAACGUGAAAUUUUCAAACUUUUUUAAACUGCACUGUGCAAUAAAUUUUUCUUAACUUUUUUAAAUUUUGGUCCCACCAUUAAGUUUCUUGCUCCCCAAUUCCCCUUAUUUUAUACUGUUUUGCAUAACAGAAACCUCAUACGGAAUUAGAGUCGUAUAUAGCCGUAAUCUGUACCAGUUUUCAAUUUGUAAUCCGUAAUCCGUCUUGCUCAAAAGAAGGGAGAGUGUGGGAGAAGAGGGGAUUUGCUUUUUUUGGCAUAGGAGAAGGGAUAUUCGGAAGGAAAAUUGGGAGAGAAGAUAACUGUUUGUUUUUGCACUGCAUUGCGCCAAAAAACCUAACAUAUUAGGUUCAUGCAAAAGGAAUUGCGGAUUUUUUAAUUUAUUCGUAUUUUUUUAUAGGAUAGCUCAAUUCAAAAAUGGAAAAAGGUAUAUAGUAGUAAAUUUUAAGAGGAUUUUUUCUGUAUAUGUGCUAUUCUUAUAAAAGUUAUCAAACGUUACCAUAAGUUACCACGAAGGUACCCCAAACAUGUUAGUACAUUUUAAACCAAUUUUUUUACAUAUUUUUUUGCGGCUUUAUCCAUUUUUGAAAAUAUUUUGAUAAAAUACGUUAUAUUCUAUCAAAAAACAAAAAAACCCCAUUUUUGGCAAAGCGUUAAAACGCUAUCCCAAAAAUUCAAAUUUCAGCAAAUUUUACAAAUCGUGUCAUAUCUUUUUUUAAUAAGUCCAAAAUAAAAAAAAGACAUCAAAAUCUUGAAUUUUAUUUUUUGGUCAAAAAAUGUCAAAAAAAUAAAUUUUUUUGAUUUUGAUGUUUUUUGCCACAAAAAUCUUAAAAAUGUUGUUACUAAUCGAAAGCAAAAAGAAUUUUUUAUUUUGGACUUAUUAAAAAAAAGAUAUGACACGAUUUGUAAAAUUUGCUGAAAUUUGAAUUUUUGGGAUAGCGUUUUAACGCUUUGCCAAAAAUGGGGUUUUUUUGUUUUUUGAUAGAAUAUAACGUAUUUUAUCAAAAUAUUUUCAAAAAUGGAUAAAGCCGCAAAAAAAUAUGUAAAAAAAUUGGUUUAAAAUGUACUAACAUGUUUGGGGUACCUUCGUGGUAACUUAUGGUAACGUUUGAUAACUUUUAUAAGAAUAGCACAUAUACAGAAAAAAUCCUCUUAAAAUUUACUACUAUAUACCUUUUUCCAUUUUUGAAUUGAGCUAGCCUAUAAAAAAAUACGAAUAAAUUAAAAAAUCCGCAAUUCCUUUUGCAUCAACCUAAAUAAUAAGAUUAUGUUUGCUUUUGCAAUCCAUUUGUCGCUGCGAUAAAUGGAUUGCACUGUGCGACACAAUAUUUUUUAGUUGAAAUUGAGAUGAAAAAAAGUAUUUUUUUUUAAAUUUUUACUGAUUUUUUCGUGGAAAAAAUUAAUUUUUACCGAUUUUUCACAGAAAAAAUAGAUUUUUUUCACCAUCUGAAGCAUCAAAUUUCAGGCUUUGCUUUCGCUUCGCUUGCGCUCCCCAUUAAUCGCCAUGUCCGCCGAAGAAGUCGCCGUCCCCGAGCCCGUCGUGGAGAACAACAACGCCGAGAAGAGCGAAGAGGUCAAGGGAGUGAAAGAAGUGGAGAAAAAUGCGGAAAAAGUAGAGGAGAAGAAGGAAAAUGGAAGCGAAGAGAAUGGAAAGGAAGAAGAGGAAGAGGAGAAGGAAGAGGAUGAGGACAAAGAGGACGAGGAGGACGAAGAGAACGAGGAGAAAGAGGAGAACGGAAAAGAAACGGAGGAGAAUGGAAAAGCCAAUGGAAAGGAGAAAGCGACGGUACGCAAAAAUGAGCGAUUUUUUUGUUGGAAUUUUAGAGAAAGGAGAAAAAUGAGGGAAAUUUAAGAGACCUUUGACAUCGUACUUGAUAUUAGAAAGUGAUUGUAAAACCAAAAAAUUGAAAAAAACUAAAAAAAAUAGUCAAAAAUUACGAAAAUUUUUGGCAAAAAUAUAAUAGAGAAAACCCCUGCUUCGACCCUUAAAUUUAGACGAAGUUGUCGCUAUCUUAGAACAGAAUUUUUUGCACCGUAUGCGAAGGCGUUGGCUUGUCAUUUGCAGAAAUUUGGGCCAAAAAUGCGAAAAAUUCCUAAUUUUUGCGCCUUUGAAAAGACGUUGAAUAUCUCAGCCACAAUUUCAAAGAGCCUUCUGACAAUUUUUGGGAUUCAUCAGGGAUCUACGUAGAGUAUAUUUGACAAAUUUGAAGAAAAUCCACCCAAAACUUUUUGAAAAAUCGAGAUUUUUUGAAAAAAACUCAUCGUUUCCCCUAUUUUUCGCAAUUUUUUCAUUUUUUCCAUUUUUUCCUAAUUUCUCAUUUUCAGAAGCGCACCUCCGACGUGCACGAGGCCGAGGACGAGCCCUCCGCCAAGAAGGUCAAAUCUGACGACGCGAGCGACGCCGCCGAGCCGGUCGCGGCCGCCGAAUAG